Cuculus canorus (common cuckoo) is the source of this 4684-nucleotide messenger RNA. RefSeq names its product SH2 domain containing 1A (gene SH2D1A). Lineage: Eukaryota; Metazoa; Chordata; Aves; Cuculiformes; Cuculidae. Bases 2864 to 3298 code for a protein of 144 amino acids. The transcript is spliced from 3 exons. The record is from RefSeq and is a predicted model, not a curated record.
UUAGGGAAGGCACAAAACUGUGAUGUUCAAAAUAUGCUGAACACCCUUCAAAUCAAACAAGAGAACUGUCCAGUAUCCUACAGGGCGAGGCUUGGGAUGCUUAAGGAAGUCACCAUUUUCAGAUGAAGGCAAUGGGGACUAAGUCCAAACCCAAGCAGCACAUCUUGAGACUUGGUUCUGUGUCAUUUCUUCUACCUUCCUGAGCCUUCUGCUGUGUCUUCUAGUUUGCCUUCUCAGCUGCACUGCAUGUAUGCAGCAGUACAAAACAGGAUGGCUAACAACACUCUAGAUGCUUAAGAUAUGGAGGAGAUGGUGUGAACCUUACUAGGUGCCAACAGUGCAAAGCUGCAGUGAAGAUGGCUUAUUUGGGAGGAGGGAGGAUUUCUCCAUCUUCGGUGGUGUGGUGCACGGCUGUGCUAGCAGUGUCAUGGAUACCUUCUUCACAGCCCAUGAAGCACCUAUGCCCUUAGGUUUGGUUUAUCCUGCUUGGUUACUUAAUGCCCACUUAGUGUCCCUUGUUCCAAAAUCCAGCAUUUCCAUUACUUCUAAAAGCUGCGUAUCCCACAGUCACUGUGGCCAUAAAGGGAUUUGUAUGGAAGCCCUGGCUUCAGGGUUCAGUAGCUGGAAUUUUAUGGGUUACUAAUUCACAAAAGCAGAAUUGGGUGUUUACAACUCUUUAGUAUGUAGGCUGGCCUGGUAAGGUGCUGACUCCCUUAUGAAGAGAACAUCUCAUAGUCAAAGUCUUAUGAUUUUCUACCUAUGCUUUAGUUGAAAUCUGAUGAAUGGGUCAAUAAGAUCUACAGAAUUGCAUGAUUCGGAUUGUUUUUCCUCUUUGCUUAACUACACACACAUUUUUUUUCUGAAAUAAAAUAUUAAUAUUGAGAAUAGGUUAAGAAAUGGGCAAAUUAGAUGAAAUUCCAGAGUACAGGCAGUCUGGAAAAGGAGAACAACUAGGCAACGGCUUUACGAGAGAAGGGUGCUUUGCUUACAACUUGUCACCAUCCACAUUAAUCACAUUUGUAGCAGGGAGCAGUUCUACCUUUUAGUGCAAAUACUUUAACAACUGGUUUAAAAAACCGAGCAGGAUAGCUGAGUCCCCAGGUCCACAUAAAUGGGGUAAUGAACACCCGCGUAACAAUAUAGAAAAGCCAUAAACGCGGUGGUGGAAGUUUUCAGUCCCUCUUCAGCUGAGGUUUUCUGCAGUUUUCUCAGCCCCUCAGGUGCCAGGAAGGGAGAGAGCCUCUUGCUGGGUUGUCUCUGCAAGGCAAGAGGCUCACAGCACUGCUGAAAGCUGCAGCUUUGCAGUCGGUGGCUUGGUGCACUGCACCAUGUGGGAGCUACCCUAUGACUUGCUGGUCAGAAACACCCAUCCCUCAAAAGGAAAACCUAAAGCAUUUUCAAUGAAAAGCAAUACUAAAGGUCAGAAUUGAAAGUCAUGCACCGUGAAACAAUCAAGACAAAACAUUUUGAUUGAUUGGAACUUAGGAAGAGCAACCCAUCCUUUCAGUGUUUUUUUUUUUUAAAAUUUAAUUUUUAUUUCUGAAAUGUGUGUAUCUAGAGAGCUAUUUUUUCACCCAUCCUUAACUUCAACCGGGACAUUGUGUUCUGUGAACACCUGAAUGAGAUGAUUUCAUUCUGCACCGUCCUGCUAGCAAACUCAAUUUAAAACGAAUCAAUCAUAAGCACAACCUGUACUUAUUGCUGUGUUUUAGUGAGUUAUUACUCAGACACCCAAGUAUGAGAAUGUGGCUCAUCAGCGCAGCAGCUUUGCGCCAGCGAUGAAUUCAGCCCUGAGCUCACCAGAGCCUUAGGGUCUGUCCCAGUGGUCACGAUCACAGGGGCAACAGUGCUUCGUUACCCCUGUGUGGUGCUACUCUGCACCAGGAAACAUGCUCAGUUUUUCCGUGGGUGGAAAUGUCUAUGAGGAUAUAAAAGCACAUUUUCAACUUGUUUGCAAACAGGCUCGUUUGUAAGCAUGUGCAUAUAGGAGCUUUCAAGUGACAAGCGUGCUGAGAAAAUAUCUUUGACCACAGUAGGUGAGACAAAUGCUUUUUUCUGGACAUGUUUCUGGAUUUGGCUGCCCACUCACACACCACACGUGGCACUGAUGGUGUUAGGAAGGAUGUGAGGGCCAUCCUUGCCUGUGUUGAGGCUGUUGCCUGCCUCCAAGCAGAAAUAAUGAGCGCCGCCUAUGAAAAUAACCACUCAUGAGGUAAACCAGCCAGGGGCUGGCGUCUGUGGGUGCUCCCACGGAGCAGUGCCCAUGACCUGAGACAAGCAGCCUGGCAGGACAGGGACUGCAAGGUCAUCCUUCUCCCUCUAGUUCCUCACCACUGGGGAUUUUAAAAAUAAGAGGUUAAAAAUAAUCCCUGCUUUGCAGAGGACCUUUGGGGUCCUGUUUUGCCUUUCUUUGUCCCUCCUUGGGUUAACGCUAGAGGACAGAAACGCCUGAGGGCAGCUGCUGAUAAUGGUGCCACAGUCCUGGCCUCCCUGCCUGUGACCCGGGGUGGCCACUGGCCCUGCAGCCAUCGUGAACUUCAUCACGUCAGGUCUCUGCUGAGUGGGGAGUCACACAGGUGAGGGUGGGCUGUGAAAUGACACCUCCGUGCACGAACUGCGAAGCCAUGAGGAUGUUACGGCCUGCGAAAAAGGAAAACAAAAAGGGGCAAAGGAAAACAAGACCGCACAAAAGCCGUGCUCGUUCCUCACUCUUCCCUCAGUGCUGUCUCGCCCUGUGCGGAGGCUUCAGAAGUGUGAACACAUCCUGUUUACAUCUGCCACCGAGACAGAGAUGCUGAGGGGAGCACACGGCUGAGGAGCAGUCGGAGGCAGCACCGGGCGCAGGGAGAGCUGCAGCCCCAGCAUGGAUGCGCUGCCCAUCUACCACGGGGCCAUCAGCCGGGAGGCCGGAGAGAAGCUGCUGCUGGCAGCAGGCACGGAUGGCAGCUACCUGCUGCGGGACAGCGAGACCAUCCCCGGAGCCUACUGCCUCUGCGUACUGCACCAGGGUUACGUUUAUACUUACAGAGUGUCCAAGACAGAAACAGGAUCCUGGAGUGCUGAGACAGCACCCGGGGUCCACCGGAGGCUCUUUCGGAAAAUGCACAACCUCAUUUUGGCCUUCCAGAAACCUGACCAAGGCAUCAUAACUCCCCUGCAGCACCCGGUCAUCAACUGCGUGAAAGCCAAACACUCCCCAGGUACUCGUGGAGCACAGGGAGCCUCAGCUGGGCUGAGCAGAGCCCUCUGUGGUGGCAGGGAUGGAGGUCUUAGAUUCAUUUGCUUUGACCUGAACUAGCCAGUAGGGUGACAUUGGCAAAAAUAUGCCCCAACGGUGCUAAUGCGUGAUUGAAGUGUUGGCACUCAGGAGCUCGUUAGCAAUGAGGCCUGUCAGUGUGAUGAGGAAAUGGAUUUUGAAUGUGUAUUCCUGAGAGCUAUACCAGCAGUGGCUACCUGCCUUCCCCAGCAUCCUCAUCCUUUUAUGUAAGUACUUUCUGGACUGUCCAGUUCCUUGUAAUGUUCAUCCUUUCAUAUCUUUGUGAUUAUUUUUCUCAGGGAGAAAUGAAGGCCAUGACUUCCACCUGCAGCCAUCAUGAAGACAUUUCCUGAAGUGUGGCAUAACCCUAUCUUCCAGUGCCUUCUCUAGUCCAUGCUCUAAAACAGAACAAUUUAUAUGAUAGUUAAUUCAACUCCAUGAGUUUUCUUGUAACAUUUGCAGAAAUGUGUAUUUCAUAGAAUUUAUGGCUCAAAAUUUAGAAGUUUUAAAUUUCAGAAUGUUUUGAAUUUAAGGUUUAUUUUUUUGUAAGGGAAAGGAUAAAAAUAUCAACUACUAUAUAGUGUAAUAUCUUUUUUUCUCUUUGCACUCUCAAGUAAAAAAUAUUUUUCACUUCAAGAUUAGUUCCUAAUUAAUAAUUAGUACUUUUUGUUGCUUAACUUUGGACUCUGCUUUGCCUUGUUCUGGUUGGUAUUUCUGCAGAACUGGGAAGUCCUCUUUUUUAGCUUUAGGAAAAUUGCUUACGUUAAGAUGUCUUUGCCUUGGGUGAGUUGUGCGACUGUCAUUCAUGCAGUUUCUUCCCAAAAGUGGCACCAUGAAGUUCUCCACCAACUAAUUUUCAAUCAUUUCAGGCUCUCUGUGCUGUAACUGGGCAGAACUAGCCGUCACUAUCUGGAUGUAUAAAAUGCAUAAUUUGCACAAGCAAUCAAAAGCUUAAGCAAUGCACUGCAUACCCAAGAACAACCAGUGGCAGGGAGAACAUCCUUCUUUGAUUUUAGACUUUCUCUGUACUUGAAACAAAUCCCCACUGCAGCCAAUUUAAAAAAAAAUAAAUUACUUUUGCAUGACAGUUUCUCAGGUUUUCCUUUAUCUCUUGGUGUGUUUGCACUGCAGUCAAAGGCCAAUAGACGUGGCCUGUGUUCCUUCUUUGUGGGUUCCUGCUGGUUUGUAUGAGCUUUGGGAGAGACAUCAGCCUUCAUUGUCUGUGUUCGGUCUGUGAGAGGGCUGCGUCUGGUCUGGCUGGAAGGUUUGUGCCACUGUUACUGCCUCCAAACUGCAAAAUUGUCCUGACUAUGAAAAGAAUGUGAUUCUCCUGCGUUCCUUUCCAAAGAACAAGCCUAACAGUGAUUGCAAAUGUACUACAAACUUACAUAUAUAUAUAUAUAUGUGUGUAUAUGUGUGUGUAUAUAU